UCAAUCUCAGACAUCAAAACAAACAAACAAAAAUCAAGAAUGAUGGAUCAUGAAUACUGCAUAAAUCCGACACCAAAGGCUUCGUUGCUUCUAAUGGAGGAUGAUCUAUGCAAGAGAGCGAUCUCAAGAAACUCGUCGGCGGGUUGUUCGUCCAGGAUGUGUUUAUAUUACCGGAGCCCAGGAGGAGUUCCUUUCGAUUGGGAGACGCAGCCGGGAACGCCGAUUGAUCCUCCGCCGGAAGAAAUCGUCCCUCCGAUAAGUCCUCCGCCGGCGAUGCUAAGUCUCGGCCUCCCCAAACCCUCCAUCUCGGUCGGAGAGUCCAAACCCUCCUUUUUUCCGGUGAGGCUCAAGCUUUGGAAACACCUUCGUCGCAGCAGAUAUUUCUCCAGGUGGAGAGACCACGGCGUUCUCAGCAGACGUGACUACAAUGCUCGAGGAGGCGAUGGGAAUUCGUACAGUGGAUCGGAGAGGUACGUGGAUUUCGAUGUGAUCUAUAGCACGAGCUCUUCGUGUUCGUCUCUGUCUUCCUCGUCGGGAAACAACGAUAGGAACUUGUCCAAAGAUCGGAGUUUGACAAGUGCUUCACGACACGGCUUUCACGGCUGUUCCCCUUGGAAUCUGAGGAACAUGAGACCUGUCUUUGUUAGGGUUCCUCGAAAAUAAUGAUUCUGUUUGUACCCAUUAAUGUCGGAUCUCUUAUCCUAUAAUUUAUAACUCCUCAUCGGAAAAUAAUUUACCGUUCGGAGAUUCCUGUAAGAAAAAUCAUAGGUUUCACUCCUU
This is a messenger RNA of Tarenaya hassleriana, 780 nucleotides long. RefSeq lists its product as uncharacterized. Lineage: Eukaryota; Viridiplantae; Streptophyta; Magnoliopsida; Brassicales; Cleomaceae. The coding region runs from base 40 to 663 and encodes 207 amino acids. The transcript is spliced from 2 exons. The record is from RefSeq and is a predicted model, not a curated record.